Molecule: messenger RNA, 3012 nt
Organism: Mesorhabditis belari
Lineage: Eukaryota; Metazoa; Nematoda; Chromadorea; Rhabditida; Rhabditidae
Source: the annotation of a GenBank genome assembly
AUGGCCGAGAACGGGGAAUCCUCCGGAGUUCACUCACCUUCACCGAAAAGUCGUGAUAGUAAAUCUAGCGGAUUUGACAGUCCUCCAAGUGUCGGACACUCGAUUCCACGAUCAAAUACUUCAAGUCCGCUGCUCGACACAGCCUUACUGCCAUUGGAUGAUCCAACAACAUGCCCAUACUGCCACAAAAAUUUUCGCAAGCCACGGGUACUUGAUUGUCUACAUUCGAUGUGUGAAGAUUGCAUUAUUGCACAACUUGAUGGUCGUCGUGAAACGUUCGGCAACAAAAACAUUGCUGCCGUCUCCAAUGCAUUGGAAGAGUUUGAGCUUGAGACUACUGCACUAAAAGAGCGUCCUACUCCGCCUGGUGUAAUCCGAUGUCCAAUUUGCUCGCAAGAAAGCCAUGUCGGGAACGAUGUUCGCUACGUGCACACAAUGCUUAUGGAUUUUGUUCGAAUGGUCGAGGCGGAUGAACUACGUGGUUUUGAGAGAAAAUGCAGAGCUUGCAAAAGUGAACAGGCUGCUGUUGCUUUGUGUCAACACUGUGUGAGUGAUCUCUGCCCUACGUGCGUACAAGCACACAAAAACAUGCGGAUGUUUGAUGGUCAUCAGGUGUUGCUCUACGAGGAACUGGAAAUGGCUGGUCGCAGCAAAGAUGCGCGUAUUGUCAAUUGCUGUCUUCAUGGUCAACCCUACAUCAUGCUAUGUGCUACUUGUGAGACUCUCGUCUGUAAGACUUGUUUGGAAAACGAUCAUGGAGCUACUCACAAAUUGGUUGAAAUCACCACGCGUGUGGUGGACGCAAUUCAAAACGAAUUGAGCCAGCUAGCUGCCAGAGUUCGUAACAAAUGGAAGGAAUCGAUGACUCAAUGGAAUUCGCAAAGCGACCGACAUGCCCAUUUGCAGAGUCAAUACGAGAUGGCAAAAACUAAAAUAGAAUUUACUUUUGAGGAAGUCCACCGGAUGUUAGAAGAAACUCGAGCACGCAAGCUGCAAGAAUUGGAUACGGAACGUGAUCGUCAGGACGAUUUACUGGUGUCCCUGGAUCGAAAAGUUGAUUUAACCCAGGCUCGUGUCGCAGACGCUGUCAGCUUUGCUGAACGCCUUGUUACUAAAGCGAAUGGGUUAGAACUGAUUGCAUCUCGUCGUAAGAUCCUUCAACAACUGACUAAUCUCAAGCACACGAUGCCAGCAUUAAACUCGCAAUUUGAAUUGGAGUACGGCCUACCGUCAAAGCGAGAAAUCGAACUACAUUUAUCAAACGCUUGUGGAUCCGUCAGCUUGCGAAGUGUCAACCGAACACAACCAUUGCCGGACCCCGUCAAAAGUGUUUCUGAAGAAACUAUGGUUGAUGCCGCUCGAGAUGCAUGGCGUGAUGCUCCUGUUAUGAAAGCCACUCGCCCAGUAAGUAGAGCCGGUUUGAUGACUCAAAACACAAUUGACUUGAGUGGAACGAAAGAACGAGCAGGACCUGGUGCUAUUGGCAUGGAACGACGAAAGACUGUCGCUAGCAGUGGUCUCUCCACUACUCGUGACUACGCAAAUAUUUGGCCUCCAUCCAAUCCACCAGAUUUGCCGUCGCCAUCACCCCCGAAAGAGUUUGCUGAUUCAUUGAAAUCAUCAGCGUCCAAUUCGAACAUGUUGAGCUCUGGAAUGCUAGCCAUGAAUUCUCCAGCUGCAUCAAUGUACAAUAGUUAUCAGUGGAAUCAAUCCAAUGUCGCUACUCCAACACAAGGGCAAGUUACGACUCCAGGUGGUUCUGCGGCAGCUGCAGCAGCAAUGUUUUUGAAUGCUAGUGCUGCUGGUAAUCCGGGGCUUUUUUCUUCUGCUAAUUCUUCAUCGAUGAAUUCUACUCAAUUACAGCAAUUACAACAACUCAAAGCCGCUCUACUUUUGCAGCAAAGCAACGUCUCUGUAGGCGGAAUUGGGGCGUUGAAUAGUCAGCACAAUCAACUUUUGAUGCAACAUGCUGCUACACAAAGUCGUUUGAGAGGUCAUCCAGCAAUGGAUCCUAUCGGAACAUUAAAUGUCAGCGGCAUGUCGUUGGAUAGCGUUUCUUCGCAAUCCUCGCAAGCUAACGUGCGCCCUCAGUCGGUUGAAAGUUUGUUUUCAAACGGCCAAAAGAGCAAUGGAAACCACCAGUUCCCAGCGUCAGAGUUGAAGAUGCAUUCUGUUUUUGGAGCAGGUGUCGCUGGCAACAGUAUCCGCGAGUUGAAUACUCCUGGUGGCUUCUGUUUGGCAGAUAACGAUGACAUCUUAAUUGCUGAUACAAACAAUCACAGGAUCAUUGUUUGCGGGCCUCCAGUUCCGUGGUUCUUUGGAAAACCGGGUCAGGAGGAUGGUUGUCUUUGUUAUCCACGCAAAGUCGUUGCCUUGAAGCUUCCUGAAGGCAUGCGAUAUGCUGUCCUUGAUAAAUCAAUAGAUACAAAGUCAAGAUGCCAGAUUUUUAAUACUGCUGGUGAAUUUGUCAGGCGUGUGGAUCUAACUCAAAUUGGUAAAGUCGGGCUUGAUGUUCAAGCUGCCUGUGGUACUUUGGCUGGGCAUCUGGUUCUCGUUGAUCACGGUGGACUGGUUUAUUCAUUGGAUAUCAGCGCAGCAAUCCCACGUGUGAUCCAUUGGUUUGAUACAGCCCCACGCAUGGGAGAGGCUACUGAUGUUGCCAUGUUUGACAAGAAUGUAUAUAUUACCGACUUCCGAAACCACUGUGUUCACAUUUUCUCAACCGAGGGUACUUACAUUCGUCGUCUUGGAGAACCAGCUAUUACACCUUAUCCAAUUGGGAUCGAUGUUAGCAAGAAUGGUGAUGUGCUUGUUGCUGAUACUCAUGGAAACCAUAUGCAUAUCGUCGUAUUCCCCGCUGAAGAUGUAACUGGAAAACAUCCACAAUCAUUUACACAUCAAGAAUUCAAGAUGUCGCGUUGCACCCAAUUGCGAGUCGCUGCUUCUGGACAUAUUGUUUGUCUGUCAAAACAAGCUCACACGCUUUUUGUUUUCAAGCCUCUUUUUGUGCGC